Pomacea canaliculata is the source of this 1897-nucleotide messenger RNA. RefSeq names its product leukocyte elastase inhibitor-like. Lineage: Eukaryota; Metazoa; Mollusca; Gastropoda; Architaenioglossa; Ampullariidae. Bases 473 to 1804 code for a protein of 443 amino acids. Gene Ontology annotation, biological process: negative regulation of endopeptidase activity. The transcript has 7 exons. The record is from RefSeq and is a predicted model, not a curated record. Gene Ontology annotation, molecular function: serine-type endopeptidase inhibitor activity.
AUCGCAGCAGGGAAAGAAUGAUCACAAUUUUGCGUUAAUGUCAACAAUCAAGGCUCAUUCAAUUGCGAGACGGAGAGUUCCAAAGUUUUUUUUUUUUUUAAAGCACCUAAUUUGCCCUACCAGUGAAAGUCAGUACAAACAAUGCUUGGCUUCCUGGGGGCCAGACCAGACAGGGGGCAAGCUAGGUAAACAAGGGGAUGAUCCCUCCUUAUCAUUAGCCUCACAGACAGCUCUCAACAUGUAGUGACGGACGCCCAGGGCGGUUAACAGCAAACGAAAAGCCAUUUGACAUACAUUUGAUUUUUCCCGUUAAUCAAAAAAGUUUUUUUUUCGAGGGAAUUCACUGUUAGUUUUAAACUGAGCUCGCAUGGAUGGGGGAAACAAAUGUAGGUGUGCUGAAGACAAACAAGUGGAUAAAAAAGGAAGUGGAUAAAAUGUCGUCCGGCAGUGGGAUGACCAGUGGGCAUCAGGGAUGGCAUCUCUCAGGCACCUUCUGGUUUUACUACUGUCCUUUGGUCUGCUUUUCGAUGGCUCUUCAAGCGAUUGCUGUCGUCUGUGCGUUCUAGACAAACUCUGGGCAUUCGCCAGACAGACUCCUACACAACAACAGCAACAACAACAACAGCAGCGGUUUUGUCUAGACUCGCAACUUUCAUUAUCAUCAUCGGCUUUUGGAACUGCAUUGUACCGUCGACUGGCUUACGGUAACCAUGACAACAUUAUUGUCUCACCUCUCAGUGUGUACACAGCCUUGACUAUGAUCAUUCCUGCUGCUGCCGGGGACACAGAACGCGAGCUUGAUACCGCCCUCGUUAUGCUGCCACAGCAAGACCUCCAGUGUGAGGUGGAGAGAUUCCUCAACUCUUUGACAGCCCCAGCUUCCUCAUCCAUGGUCGUUGUUCGGUGGGGCAACGGCUUGUUCUACAAUCGACUUCUACAGAGCAGAAUAUCGCAGAGGUUUAUUCAAAGCAUAAAUCGGUAUAACGGUGCACAAGUGGACUCUUUUGAGUGGCCGGAACCUGAACGGAAAAUCAAUGCGUGGGUGAAUCAACUAACUGAAGGAGAGAUCCCCCAGCUUCUGCAACCAGGGUCCAUUCCGCAGGAAACUAUCCUCUUUCUUCUUAACGCCGUGUAUUUUGAGGCUUCCUGGGAAACACAGUUCGUUGUCCAGUCACCGAUCAGCUUCACCACUGUGCUUGGAAAGGUAGUGACUACUCCGUCCAUGGCUUCCAGGGGUCUACUUCCGGUGCUCUUCCUGGAGGAGUUGGAUGUGAGCUUGGUGGAGCUGUCCUACAGGGGAGGACGCUACAGUCUCUACCUCCUCGUGCCUUCUACAUUCGACGGUCUGCAUCGACUGGAAGCUCGUCUAGAUAGUCAGGUUCUUGAUGGCAUUCUGUGGCGGGCUCGCGGCUACCGACCAGUUGCUGUCGUUCGUUUGCCGAAGUUUAAGCUACGCACGCGAAAGUCGCUGAACGAAGACCUGAAGACCAUGGGUCUGACGUCGAUGUUUGACGCACGCAAAGCUGACUUUUCUCGACUGGUCUCGGACGUUGACGAGGGUCUGUCGCAAGAACUGGGCAAACUGACCCCCUUCGUCAACCAAGUUCUUCACGAAGCGAUAAUUGAGGUCUCAGAGAAUGGUACAAAAGCUGCAGCCGCGACCUCUAUCGGUUUCGUGGACCGCUCUCUUGACACAUCAGAAGAUCAGUUUCGGGUGGAUCGUCCCUUCGUUUUCAUCAUCCGGGACAAGGCAAGCGGUCUGAAUCUCUUCACAGGACGGGUCACUGACCCUACGCUAGAGUGAGCUGUCUUGUGAUAUGUCCCGGCACAAUCGCAUAAUCUUUUAUGGCACUUUAAAUAAAUGUUUGCAGGCAACAAAAAUACACACUAUUGAAAA